AUGUCCGGUUACACUCUCUUUGGCCUCCAGAGGCUUCUGUAUGGCCCGUUACGGCAGAUUGAAACCGAACAACUGUACGAGAAGGCAUGGUUUGCGGUUACUGAGACGUGUCUGGCCAUGACGAUCUUCCGGGGCGAACUAGGAGCUUGGUUCAUGGUCAUGUUCGUUGCCUUGCUUGCGGGAAAGAUCUGGGGAUGGAUCGGUGAGGGUAGGGUAGAAAUCCUUGAACAGCAACCACCGGCCAAUCCACGCUUAUUCCACACCCGACUCGCUGUGUCAUUGAUUAUAUCAGUACUAUUCAACUCGCAGAUGCUCGAAUACGCCAUCAAAACGGUUUUGCGGCAGGCACGGCCCGAUAUGAUGGUAAUGUUCGGCUUCGAAUUUGCUGUCCUUACAAUACUCUCUACUUCGACCAUGGCUAGAUAUACUCUUUCGCUGGCGGAGAUUUAUAUCACUCGACAGCAGAAACAGGCCAAGCUAGCGGAGCGCAGAGCAGAGAUCCGAGCGGAGAGGGAACGAAUUCUUCGCCAACAGGCUGCCUCAGGUCUUCCGGCUCCCAAUGCGGACAAUUUACCAAGUGAGGAUGAUAUAGAUGAAAUGGAGCUGGAUGUUUCAGGAUGGGAAGAAAAGGGUCGAUGGGUGUUCUACCUGGACCUUAUUACCGUAUAUCUCUCAUUCUUCGCCAUCCUAUUCAGAUUUUACGGACUUCCAAUCCAUAUUCUUAGAGAUGUGGUUGUGACGAUGAGAUCUUUUGCCAAACGUAUUAUCGACUUCAUCCGGUAUCGAAACGCUACCCGCGAUAUGAACCAACGAUAUCCUGAUGCAACUGCAGAGGAGAUAGCAAGGGAGGAUGUCUGUAUUAUAUGUCGUGAGGAGAUGCAGCCUUGGAUUCCUGCGCCAGCAGCAAAUGAUGGAGCAGCUGCUCCUGCUCGGCCAACCAGGCCAAUUCCCGAAAGACUACGCGCGAAAAAACUCCCAUGCGGCCACUUACUUCAUUUUGCCUGUCUACGAAGCUGGCUAGAGCGGCAACAGAAUUGUCCUACCUGUCGACAGCCGGUCACUACCGGCACCCAAGGAAAUGCUAGACCAUUUGCAGGGCGUGGUGCAGCGGCUGGAGGACAAAGAGCAGGAGACCAGCAACAAGGCGGGAACGAAGCAGGUGCUGCAGACGGAGAAAUCCGACGCCGUAUGUGGUUUCUUAAUUUUGGUCCAGUCCGCAUUGGAUUUGGAGCGGGUCGUGGCGACAUGCUACAGAAUAUUGAUAUGGGCCAGGGGAUCCACGGUCAAGCUGCACAGGCACCGGCUGCAAAUCAGAACCAGAACCCACCUCCUGGGGGACAAGCGCCGCGGACAGGUUUUGGAUUUGGCAUUGACCGUCCGAUUGCUGGAAACACGCCUGGUUCUACUUCCGAGUUUAACCACAGGGAUGUGCAGCAGGUCACCCAACAGCUUGAACAUCAAGUGAUGCAGGAGAUAAACAACCUCACAAAUACUGCGGAACAACUACAGGUCAUACGAGCUCUACAUUACGAACUGAUUCGGCUCCGCACUGUGCAGAGCAACGCCUCGGCUAGUACCCAGAAUACCACCAGCCCUGGGUCCUCUAGGGUUCAGCCAAAUACCACUCAAGCACAUCCUCUCACCGCCCGUACGACCCCCUCGGGUACAAGCCAUUCGACGACCAUACGUCCUAACUAUAGCCAGUCAUAUACUGCUACAAACCCUCAUCUUACUUCGAUACCUUCAGGCGAUCCACGUCUUCCCGAAGGGGUUUCCAUCCCACCAGGAUGGACUCUGGUGCCCCUGCAACGCACGUUACCGUUAAAUCCACCAAUAGGCCCUCACAACACGGCGGCAGGAAGCGCUAAUGCAAACAUUCCAACCGCAACAUCACCAUUAUCAUCAUCAUCUGCUCCUCCAUCGGCCUCAACGUCCCCAUUUCCAAAUCACAACCACACGACAGCUACAAUCACUUCUCACACAGUCACCCCGGGCCAGGAAAACGGGAAUAUCGGUGUGUCAAGCACCGGUCCUGCAAGCCCACCUGAGUUUUUUACGUCCGGCACUACACCGCCGCAGUCUUCUCAAUAUACUCCAACUAUAACUCCUCCACAUGAUACUACUAACAACACAGCUCCGGCACCAUCCUUGCCAAGCACUUCACCCCAGCGAGAGCCCCAUGGCCUACCCUCCCGUGGAGCUUCUCAAUCCCCAGAGGAAACCCACGAGAACAGGUCACUAUUCAACAACCCAUCGGCACGUAGCUUCCCUGAACAAGCCGAACAUGACAGAGAAGACGCAGAAAGUGAAGAAGACGAGAACGAAGGCGAAAACGACGAAGAAGGAGAUGAUAAUGACAGUGACGACAACGAGAACGAUAGUGAAGGAGAUAAUAGUACGCACAGCUCUGUGCCCAAGCAAAAGGGCCGAGCAGCCACUGUGGAGGACGAAGCGGAGGAUGAUUAG
Messenger RNA from Trichophyton benhamiae CBS 112371, 2466 nucleotides. RefSeq lists its product as uncharacterized. Bases 1 to 2466 code for a protein of 821 amino acids. The transcript is spliced from 2 exons. Gene Ontology annotation, cellular component: cytoplasm. The record is from RefSeq and is a predicted model, not a curated record. Lineage: Eukaryota; Fungi; Ascomycota; Eurotiomycetes; Onygenales; Arthrodermataceae.